Messenger RNA from Triplophysa dalaica, 4396 nucleotides. RefSeq names its product kirre like nephrin family adhesion molecule 3, like (gene kirrel2). Gene Ontology annotation, molecular function: cell adhesion molecule binding. The transcript is spliced from 15 exons. The record is from RefSeq and is a predicted model, not a curated record. Gene Ontology annotation, biological process: cell-cell adhesion. Lineage: Eukaryota; Metazoa; Chordata; Actinopteri; Cypriniformes; Nemacheilidae. Bases 556 to 2817 code for a protein of 753 amino acids. Gene Ontology annotation, cellular component: cell-cell junction.
CUCGAACUCGAGCCUGCCGAUCUAAGAGAAAAAGCGUCUCCUGUUUUAUUCUAUGAGACUACAUCCAGUGAGUACUACAGUCUGUGCGGAUCACAUCAUCGCAUUGCCGCUGCACAACAAGCCGUUGUGGAUGGAACGGAGCGAUACAGAGGGAACAGUGCGCGAGCGUUUAUGCGUGUUAUACAUUAUUGACAAUCACAGUCGAGGAUGUACUCCAACUACUCGGAUUGAUGCGAGUCCUGGACAUUAAAAGCAGACUGAAUAUUUUGUGCCAAAUCUCGUACGGGAAUAAAAAGCGAUAAAGUUGCAAACUUUAAAAACAGUCGCAUGGCAUUUAUGCCCUGAUCGGUUCGGAUGGCAAUACAGACUUUCAGCUCUCAAACCUGAGGUUAUCAUACUGUGCGGUUUCUUUGUAUAAUUUUUACUCAUUCAAGAGGUGGGCGAGGACCAGCGACAUCUCCCUCAUCCAGUCCGGUAGGAGCGUUGGGAAGCUUCCGGGCGCACACUUUUAUCCCGGACUGCUGAUAGUGACAAGUGUUGAAGACUCGAGAAAAGAUGCUGGCGUUUUACAUCGCGUUGUGCCUUUUAGGAACAUUGUCUGAAGCGGCCUACUUCUCCCAGCAGCCCCAGGACCAAGUGGUGGUUGCCGGCCAAUCAGUGACCCUGCCCUGUGUGAUCGUGGGAUACCGAGGCAUGGUCCAAUGGACCAAAGAUGGCCUGGCACUGGGCGGUGAAAGAGAUUUACCCGGCUGGACGCGAUAUUCUCUUUUGGGAGACCCGCUAUCAGGCGAGCACAACCUGGUGAUCGAUUCGGCUGAGCUGGGCGAUGAUGCAGUCUACGAGUGUCAAGCCACGCAGGCCGGCCUACGAUCCCACCGAGCCAAACUCACAGUGCUGGUGCCACCUUCAGAUCCCAUAGUGGAGGGAGGACCAGUGGUCAAACUGAAAGCUCACAGCCCUCAUAACCUGACUUGCCGGGCGUCUGGAGCCAAACCCGCCGCUGAAAUCACCUGGUACCGAGAUGGAGAGAUAAUGCAGGAAGCCAUCUACUCGAAGAGUCUGAUGGAAGACGGCAAGAGAGAAACUGCAGUUAGCCUGUUACCCAUGGUGCCCGAGGAUAGCGAUUCUGGACGUACUUACACCUGCAGGGUCCUAAACCCUGCCACCCCUGCAGGCCGCCAAACUUCGGUUACCAUCAACGUUCAGCAUCCCCCGGCCGUGACUCUGUCUGUUCAGCCUCAAACAGUGAUGGAGGGAGCGAAAGUGUUGUUCAUCUGCUCUGCUUCUGCCAACCCUGAGAUCACAGGUUACAGAUGGUCCAAGGGUGGGAUUCCCAUAUCGGAAGCCAACGGCGACAGCUUGGAGGUUACGGUGGACCACACCUACUUUACAGACCCGGUCUCCUGCGAAGUGUCCAACUCAGUAGGGAGUACAAACGUCAGCACAUUGGUGGAUGUACAAUUUGGCCCUAGGUUACUGACGGAACCCAAACCCCUGAUGGUGGAUAUAGGGAUGGACGCUGCCUUCACUUGCUCAUGGACGGGCAACCCUCCCCUUACCCUGGCCUGGACCAAACAUGGCUCCAGUGUGGUGCUCAGCAACAGUAACACCUUGCAGCUGAAAGCAGUGACACAGGAGGAUUCUGGGACAUACACCUGCAAAGCCAUCGUACCUCGGAUAGGUGUUGCAGAGAGGGAUGUAACUCUAACUGUCAACGGCCCUCCCAUCAUCACGGCUGAUGCCACGCAGCAGGCUGUCAAGCAUUCCAAGGGCAAGUUGGAGUGCCUGGUGGGAAGCAGCCCACCCCCUGACAAGAUUGUCUGGACCUUUGGGGACAUGAUGUUGUCAUCUGGUUCUUCUGGUCGUUUCUCAGUGCAGACGGUAAACAGUGACCAUGGUGUCAUCUCCUCACUUAUCCUCUCCGAGACUUUCGCCCAAGAUUUCCAACUUAAAUACAACUGCAGCGCAUGGAACAGAUUUGGUACUGGCACUGCACUGGUCACUCUGGAAGAGGAAGAGGCUCUUCCCCUGCUUAUCAUCAUUGGAGCAUCCGUGGGAGGAGGCUGCGUCUUCAUCAUUUGUGUCAUUGCCCUGGUUUCCAUCUGCUGCCGCCACACUGCUAAAGGCAAAAAGGGCACACGUCUGUCUAAGAGUGACAUCCGCGUACAAAUCGUGCACAGCGAUCACAUCGCAGCUCGUGGAAAUGAUGACGAAGAGGACGUGAAGGAGCCUAUGGCGCCAAAUAGCAGCGAGUCUCCUGGAACAUCUCGCACGGAGCACAGCGACCUGCUGGAGGAAGAAGAUGAUGAGAGAUCAGAUGUCAAGGACCCCACAAAUGGCUAUUAUAACGUGCGGGCCCACGAUGAACGCAACACCCCCAGAACCGGUUUCUCUGAAUACGCGCCGAAUUCUCGGCCGGUCUACACUCCUUCUCAGCUCCCCUCGCCGAGCCCCUUGUACGGCCAGCACUCCACUCAGCCUCGGAUGUACGACUUCUCCCAGCGUUAUAACACGACCCCGGCCCCACGCACCACCUAUGAACAACAGCCGCCGCAACAACCCCAACAGCAGCAAACUCCCACAGUCUACCCCCAGGAGCCGCUCUACCCUGGCUCCGCCUACCUGCCUUCCACCUACGGGCGCGCCUUCACUAGCUACGUCAAGCCCGCCUCCUACGAGAAGGUUGACGUGUUUGAGCAUUCAGACGAGGCCAGCAAAGUUUCCAGCUCUUCCCGCUUCUCGUACGCAUCUUCACAGGUGUCGCAGCAGUCCGAUUACGGGCGGCCUUCGCAGCAACGCAUGCAGACUCACGUGUGAUUGGCUCCUUAAAGACCCGCCGCUGGUUUGGCAUCAUCCACGACACACGGAUUUAUAUCAGACAUUAUUCUGAAUUGGAUUCAGGAGGGAUUAAGCAAUUAUCCGCUUGAGAGGCAGGAAUGCACUGAGAUUUGAGAAAUGCGGUCUUUGCUUUUCUCGCUGUCGAAGGGCAACUUGAUGAUGCGCCAAUCGAGCUUGAAGAGUCACCUGAUUGUUCAAGCUGCUAAUGUGAAUUCCUUCGUCCAAAUGCUGAACUUCAGGAGAAAUGAACACCGUCCUUCGAUUCUUCUGCGUGACACUGUUUUUCUGCAAAAAUGUUCUAGCACUGACAAUUCCAGACCCUGGAAAGGGCCGUGCUGUGAGAGGAAGGAACGGCUCUCCUGAGCUCAUCUUCACGACACUACGCUAAAACAAUCAAAAUAUACAUGAAGUACAAAAUGUAAAAAAUAAAUGUGUUUGUUGGCAUGCUGAUGGAAUUGUUAGCACAUUUGUGUAUCAAUGACAACAGGUCUUGCCUAUGUAACGCGGCUCAAAGGUCAAUCCAUUAAGCAGGGGAGCUAAAGGAAGACGAGCACAUGCGCGCUCGCUAUUUAUCCAAAAGCUCCACCUGCGGUCUGCACUGCUUUCGGGCUCUCAAGUGAGUAUCUAUGUAACGCCUCAACAGACCAGUGCAGGAAACUGGAAUUGGAAUACUUUUCUUAUGGACAGAACCGUAAGAUGCUUUUCUGUCUGUUUAAUGGAAACGAUUGGCCAACCCCCAAAGAAGAUAUUUUAAAAAAUAGUUUCUUGAACGAAGCCGCGCAAACCUAAAUUACCACAUGGCCUUGGGGUGUGCAGUAAUAUUCUUGUAAUGUUCCUCACGUGACCACUGUAUGUUAUUUGAGACAGAGUGCGCCAAGGUGAUUGUUUUGAUGACAUUGGUGUCACCGUCAGGUAGCACGAACAUGUUUACAUAGAUCUAAAAAAGAUGAACGAACUAGCAAGUGAAAUGCAGUACAAUCCAUUUUCACUUCGAGCCACUCCGACGACUGUAAAAAUAGUUGGGAAAUUCACUCCUGUCUGUUGCAUGCAGAUGUGUGUAUGUGACCGUAUUCAGCAUCUCUUCUCAUCUGUUUGUUCCUUGUGUAAGAAAACCGCUUACUGCACCCUAAUUCAAUUCGAUUUUGGAUACCUGGACAUGCAGGUUUCCAUACUGCCAUUUUCCGUUGAGCCUGAAUGGUCGGCUCCGUUUUGGAAGAAAUGUCAAAACGAACUGUAUGAUAGGUGAAACAAAUCACUGCUUGUCUUUAUUUUUAUAUUUUAUAUAAGCCUUAAUGUACAGCGUGUAAGCUGCUCUAUUGUAAAGUACCUUUAUAUUAUAAACGCAUAUAACUAUUUGGUUGACCAUGAUUUUUAACACAUAUGUUACUUAUCAGUUUCGGAGAGCCAGAAGUGAGGUGUUACGCAACUAAUUGACUUUUUAUUUCUUCCGUUUCUUUUUUUAAUAAUGUUUGAAUCAUUUUAUUUGCUAAAAAUGAGCUAUUGUUGCUGGUAACUUUGUACACAUAUUUAUAUUUAAAUAAAACCAUUUCAAAUAAUA